UUUUUCGCCAUUUCUGGUUCUGUGAUUUAUUCCGUCUCUGCAGCUCUAUUUGUCUGCAACAGUCCUUUUCAGCGACUAUCGACGCAGAUCAUCUGAGCUUCGAGCGCAGCACUCCAGCGUAUCUCUCAUCGAUCGCGGGGUCGCUGCCUCGAAACAAAAUGGCGACCGAGGCCGCGUCUUCCUCGGAGGAAGGCCCGAGCGCCAUGGCCGUUGGUCCCCCCACCGACGUGGAGCAGGUCCGCGCCUACAUGCUCAGGAUCCUCCCCGUCAUGCUCGAGGAAGACGUUCUUCCCGACAUGUCGACGAUGGAAUCGGCCGUCAAGGCCGCGGACGCUCGGCUCAAGAAGUUUGCGGAGGAUCCGCAGGAGCGGGCGCUGCUGGUGCUUCGGACUCUACCGCCCGAGACAGAAGAGGAGGAAGGUGAGGGGGCCUCGACAGGUGGGGCCACCAGUUUCCGCCCAGCGUACGAAGUCCAGCUUGGGUUGAACUACAAACCGACUCGAUGCAUCGGCGUGGCGUUCAUCAAGAGGGGAGCGAUUCUCGAGGCCGACAAAUCAGUCCGCUUGCAACUGAGAGUAAUGAACUUUAGCGAGGACUCUCCUUUUGUGACGUUUCACUCUUAUGUGAGGGACGUAGUGACCCCUUAUUUCAACUCCUACGUCCAGUCAACCAAGAAGGCCACUGAGGGAGACAAGUUGGUGCCGUCGGUACAGAAGAAGAUGAACGAACUGGAAGUUGGUCUGCUCCACCUCCAGCAGAACAUAGACAUUCCAGAGAUCUCGCUCACCAUCCAUUCCACUAUCUCCGCCUCUGUCAAGAAGGCCGCAGAGGCCGGGAAGAAGUCAACCGUGGAAGAGUUGGGCCCCCUCCUUUCAGACUCGUCAUUCCUGAACGCUCUCCAGAAGGACGUUAGUCGGUGGAUCAGAGAGAUUCAGAAGGUGACUCGACUGGAGCGAGAUGCCUCGAGUGGCACGGCGCUCCAGGAGACCAGUUUCUGGAUGAACCUUGAGCACGCACUGAGCAAGAUCCACUCUCGUCGACACAGCCCCGAGGUCCAGCUCACUCUCGACGUGCUCAAGGCCGGGAAGAGGUUCCACGCAACCGUCAGCUUUGAUGCAGACACAGGUCUGAAAGAGGCGCAAGACAAGGUGAACGAUUACAGCCCACUAAUGAAGGAUUUCCCUGUCAACGAGCUACUGGCGGCGGGAACACUGGAGACCAUCAAACUAGCCGUGGCAGCCGUGUACUCCCACCUCCGUAAGAUAAGGACCACCUCCUACCCUGCCCAGAGAGCCAUCUACCUGGUGGAGGCCAUUUCCAGAGAUCUCAAUACACAGCUUCUGAAGGUCUUGGGAAUGUACAAGCUGAUGCUGGUGACAUACGAAGAGUUUGAGCAGGUGAUGGGUCAGUGUUUUGGGGUGUUCAACACCUGGGACGAAGAGUACGACAAAUUCACUAGUCAGCUGCGGGAAAUGAGCAAAAAGAAGAGGGAAGAGACACUCAAGUUCUCCUGGAGAGCCAACUCUGCCCACAAGAGGCUCCAGGAGCGCGUCACCAAGAUGAUAGAUUUCCGGAAGCAGCACGAGCAGCUGCAAGCGGUGAUUGUCAGAGUGUUGAGGUCUCGACAACAGAAAGGCCAGCCAGCCCAAAGUGGCGAAGGUGCCCUGGAGACAGACGAUCAGUCAGCCGUGAAGGGAAGUCAAGUUGGCGUACGAAAACGUCAAGGUCGUAGACUGUCUCGACCUGACUCCCGAGGGGAGUGCCGCGUGGGAGGCAGCCCUGAAGAGAUACGACGAGAGAAUCGACAGAGUUGAGACCAGGAUCGCUGCACGGCUGCGAGACCAGCUCGGGACGGCCAAGAACGCCAACGAAAUGUUCCGGAUCUUCUCGCGGUACAACGCCCUCUUUGUGAGGGCUCACAUCCGCGGGGCCAUCCGAGAGUACCAGGCGCAACUUAUUCAACGAGUCAAAGACGAUAUUGAGAAACUCCACCAGAAGUUCAAGAUGCAGUACAACAAGACGAUGACCCACCAGAUGUGUGUCCAGUGCGACUAUCCUCCAGUCUCCAGUGCAAUCAUAUGGGCCAGACAGAUUGAUCGUCAGUUACAGACGUACCUCCAGAGGGUCGAGGCAGUUCUGGGGAAAGGUUGGGAGAACCACGUCGAGGGCCAGAAACUGAAACAAGAUGGCGACUCUUUCAGACAGAAGCUGAACACGCAGCAGCUGUUUGACGACUGGAAGAAGAAGGUCGAGGCGAGGCAGCUGGUCGUGCAAGGACGCAUCUUCAACAUCGUCAGUCAGCGCACGAGGACCGGGACGAUUCUUAAACUGCAAGUCAACUUCACCCCCGAGACUAUCACCCUUGCGAAGGAGGUCUGUUUCUUUCUGCCUUCUUUUCCCCUUCUAGAGCAGUCGAAAAAGUCUCCCGGAAAUUCUUUGUCUACUGUACCCCAUCUCUCUUUCUUCUCCCCUUUCUCUUUCUCUUUCUCUCUUCUCUCCCCCCUUCUCCGCUACACUCUUCUUGUCGCUCCGUUGUCCUCACUUUCUCUCUCUCUCGUGUGGUGUUUUAGGUUCGAAACUUCAAGUGGCUCAAUUUCAGAGUUCCAUUCUCCAUUGUAAACCAAGCCAACCAGGCCAACCAGCUCUAUCCUCAUGCAGUCUCUCUCAUGGAGUCCAUCCGGACGUAUGAACUCAUGUGCACCAAGAUCUCUGACAAGAAGGGGGUCAUCUGCUCUUGUGGCCCACCUCAAAAUUGACGUCCAGGAGCUUGCCCGAGAGGGUUGCCAACUCCUGUGGGAGUCCUACAAACUCGAGGGAUUUGUACAGAAGUUCUCCGAGUGCAUCUUCAGCUUCCAGGAGAGGGUUGACGAGGUUCUCCUGUGCAGUCACCAGAUAGAUGAGUUGGUGGGCUCUCUGGAGACAUGCGAGUACAGACAGCCCAAGUUCAGGGAGGUUCUUGACAAGCUGCAGAAGAUGAUUGACGACCUCAAUCUGAGGUCUUACUCAAACCUGAGCCAGUGGGUGGCUGAGCUGGACAGACAGGUGGAGGCCAGGUUGAUGCGGCGACUGGCCAUAGCCAUCAGGUCCUGGCAGGACUGUCUGAGAGGGGUCACUGGGGACUCUGCAGUGGACACCAUGGACACCACCACCUCCACUCCACAGCUGCCACACAAACUGGGCGGGACACCUGCACUCCAGGCCAUUCAACACGAGCUCCACAUCACCAACCAGAUCAUGCACCUCCAGCCACCGGUCGAGAUGGCUCGCUGUGACCUCAUCGCACAGCUCCACAACUGGAUCAGCAUCGUCACCGCCCUCCCCAGGAUACAGAGCUCCUAGAUACCAGGUUGGUCUGGUGGAGCUGAGUCCCACGGAGGCAACCUACCGCUCUCUGCUGGGGAAACUGAUGGAACACGACUCGGAGCCGCUGGUGGAGGCAUAUGGCGCCAUCGAAGAGCUUCUGGGCAGUGUCCAGUCAUACGUCAAGGUGUGGCUGCAGUACCAGAGUCUGUGGGACAUGGAGCCAGCCAACAUCUAUAGCAGGCUGGAGUCCGACCUCACCAAGUGGCAGAAACUUCUCAUGGACAUCAAGAAAUCUCGGAAGACGGUGGACACCACGGAGACGAUGAAGCAGUUUGGACCCGUGGAGAUCCACUACGGUAAAGUCCAGCAGAAGGUGAACCUCAAGUACGACUCCUGGCAUCGUGAGAUCCUCUCUCGAUUCGGCUCCAUGCUCGGAGACAACAUGCUGGACUUCCACUCCACUGUGGCCAAGUAUCGCUCAGACCUGGAAAGCCACGUCGUGGACGCUGCCACCACCUCGGAGGCCGUCGGGUUCAUCACGCUCAUGCAGGAGCUCAAGAGGAAGAUGCGCUCGUGGGAGCAACAGGUCGAGGUGUUCAGAGCGGGCGAGAAGAUCCUGGACCGCCAGCGGUUCCAGUUCCCGAGCAGCUGGGUGUAUGUCGACAACGUGGAGGGGGAGUGGGGCGCCUUCAACGAGAUCGUGAAGAGGAAGGAGUCCUCUGUACAGACGCAGAUCGGGACGCUCCAGAUGCAGAUCGUCGCCGAGGACCGCUCCGUGGAGCAGAAGACGGCCGAGUUGCUACAGCUCUGGGAGAAGGAGAAACCUGUGCAGGGAGAGCUUCGUCCUGACGACGCAGCCAACCUCCUCACCAUCUUCGAGGGCAAGUUCACGCGAAUCAAGGAGGACAGGGACAAUGUCAUCAAGGCCAAAGAGGCUUUGGAACUGGCUGAGCCUGGUCUUGUGUCGGGUAGUGACGAACGCGUGGUGGUGGCACUGGAGGAGCUGACCGACCUGAAGGGGGUGUGGUCGGAGCUGAGCAAGGUCUGGGAGAAGAUAGAAGAGAUGCGUGAGAAGCCGUGGCUCUCGGUGGCUCCCAGGAAGAUCAGGCAGGGUCUCGACGUCCUCGUACAGCAGCUGAGGGGCUUCCCAGCCAGACUGAAGAGCUACGCCUCGUUUGAAUACGUCCAAGCCACUCUCAAGGGAUACAUGAAGGUGAAUGUGCUGGUGACAGAGCUGAAGUCGGAGGCUCUCAAAGAGAGACACUGGAAACAACUCAUGAAGAAACUGCGGGUCUCGUGGCAGCUUCAUGACCUCACUCUCGGACAGGUAUGGGGAGUGGACCUACAGAAGAAUGAGAUGAUAGUGAAGGACGUCAUUCUAGUAGCUCAGGGAGAAAUGGCACUGGAAGAGUUCCUCAAACAGGUCCGGGAGGCGUGGCAGACGUACGAACUGGAGAUGAUCAACUACCAGAACAAGUGCCGGAUCAUCCGCGGAUGGGACGACCUGUUUACCAAAUGCAAGGAGCACCUGAACUCUGUGGCUGCCAUGAAACUCUCCCCCUACUACAAGGUGUUUGAAGACGACGCGCUCCAGUGGGAGGAGAGACUCAACAGAAUCAACACCCUUUUUGACGUCUGGAUAGACGUCCAGCGUCGCUGGGUCUACCUGGAGGGAAUCUUCACGGGGAGCGCCGACAUCAAGCACCUCCUCCCCAACGAGACGCAGCGAUUCCAGAGCAUCAGCUCGGAGUUCAUGGCGCUCAUGAAGAAGGUGGCCAAGUCCCCGCUGGUGAUGGACGUGCUCAACAUCCCCGGGGUCCAGAAGAGUCUGGAGAGGCUGGCAGACCUACUGGGGAAGAUCCAGAAGGCUCUCGGAGAGUAUCUGGAGAGAGAGAGGGCCUCCUUCCCUCGAUUCUACUUUGUCGGAGACGAGGAUCUUCUCGAGAUCAUUGGCAACAGCAAGAACGUCCCUCGACUCCAGAAACAUUUCAAGAAGAUGUUUGCUGGCGUCCACUCUGUCAUUCUCAGCGACGACCAGACUAAAGUGCUCGGCAUCUCGGCCAAAGAGGGAGAGCAGGUGAUGUUCAAGACGUCGGUGUCCAUUGUAGACAACCCUAAGAUCAACCAGUGGCUGUCCAUGGUCGAGAAAGAGAUGAGACUCAAUCUGGCCAUGCUCCUAGCUCAAGCAGUCGACGGGAUCAGCAAGUUCAGCAAGGGGACCAUCAACACGGAGCAGUACCUCCAGUGGGUGGAUAGCUAUCAGGCACAGCUUGUGGUGCUGGCCAGCCAGGUCACCUGGUCCACCAACGUGGAGUCUGCUCUCCAGACGCUGCAGGCACAGGCGUCCCCCGGGGAGAUGGCACCGAUGAACGAGGUUCUCGGGGUGAUUGAAGGGACGCUGAACGUGUUGGCCGACUGUGUGCUGCAUGAGCAGCCGCCGGUCAGGAGGAAGAAACUGGAACAUCUGAUCACGGAGCUGGUCCACCAGAGAGACACCACGCGGAUGCUCAUAACCGACAAGGUCGCCCACACCCGCCGCUUCGAGUGGCUCUCGCAGAUGAGGUUCUACUUUGACCCCAAGAAAACGGACGUCCUCCAGCAACUGUCCAUCCACAUGGCCAACGCCCAAUUCAACUACGGUUUCGAGUACCUCGGAGUGCAGGACAAGCUGGUUCAGACUCCGCUCACCGACCGGUGCUACCUGACCAUGACUCAGGCUCUCUGAGGAGAGGCUGGGAGGAUCUCCUUUUGGACCGGCAGGUACGGGGAAGACCGAGUCAGUCAAAGCUCUCGGCCACCAGUUGGGGAGAUUCGUUCUUGUCUUUAACUGCGACGAAAAGUUUGACUUCCAGGCGAUGGGCAGGAUAUUUGUCGGCCUCUGUCAGGUGGGAGCGUGGGGUUGUUUUGACGAGUUCAAUCGUCUGGAGGAGAGGAUGCUGUCAGCAGUCAGUCAACAGAUUCAGACCAUUCAGGAGGCCCUCAAGGACCAGGGCCAAACUACCAACACGGCAGCAAAGACCAUAGCGGUGGAGAUUGUGGGUAAACAGGUGAAGGUAAAUCCCGACAUGGCCAUCUUCAUCACCAUGAACCCUGGCUACGCCGGCCGCUCUAACCUUCCCGACAACCUGAAACAGCUCUUCAGGAGCCUUGCAAUGACCAAGCCGGACCGUCAGCUCAUAGCCCAGGUGAUGCUCUACUCCCAGGGAUUCAGAACUGCCGAGGUCCUCGCCUCCAAGAUCGUCCCCUUCUUCAAGCUGUGUGACGAGCAGUUGUCGAGUCAGAGUCACUACGAUUUUGGUCUGAGGGCUCUGAAGAGUGUUCUGGUGAGUGCUGGAAACAUCAAGAGGGAGACACUCAAGGCCAUCAAGAGACAGAAGGAGAGCGGAGAUGUCGCCGAGGAGAUCAACGAACAGGAGAUUCUGAUCCAGAGUGUGUGUGAAACCGUGGUACCGAAACUGGUGGCAGAAGACAUCCCUCUCCUGCACAGUCUCCUCACCGACGUCUUCCCCGGAGUCAAGUACAGGUCGGCCGACGUCGGGCAGCUCAAGGCCGAGAUCGCCAAAGUCUGUGCAGAGAUGCACCUCGUCUGUGGUGACAACGACAGCAGCGCUGCUCAGUGGCUUGAGAAGGUUCUUCAGCUGUACCAGAUCACCCAGCUGCACCACGGGCUGAUGAUGGUUGGACCCAGCGGCAGCGGCAAGUCCUCUGCCUGGCGCGUCCUCCUCAAGGCCCUGGAGAGAAUCGAGGGCGUGGAGGGAGUCGCUCACAUCAUUGACCCCAAGGCCUUAUCAAAGGAACAUUUGUACGGAGUGAUGGAUCCCAACACCAGAGAAUGGACCGACGGACUAUUCACCAGCAUUCUGAGGAGGAUCAUAGACAAUGUGCGUGGGGAGCUGAGCAAACGGCAGUGGAUCAUCUUCGACGGAGACGUGGACCCCGAUCUCUGUCUGCUCUUGAGAUAUGCAGGGGUCCGUAUCAUGUUCGAGGUUCAAGACCUCAAGUUUGCCACACUGGCCACAGUCAGUCGGUGCGGAAUGGUCUGGUUCAGUGAAGACGUGCUCCAGUUGGAGAUGGUCUUCGAGCACUACCUCAUCCGCAUGAGGAGCAUCCCCAUCGACGAGGCAGAGGACGUGGGGAUGGGGCCGGGCGGGGCGGGCGUCGUCUCUCCAACCUUGCAAGUCCAGCGAGACUGUGCAGACCUACUGAGCCCCUAUUUCACGGCCGAUGGUCUGGUGGCGCGUUGCCUCCAGUACGCCCAGGGGCAGGACCACAUCAUGGACUUCACUCGCCUGCGAGCUCUCAGCUCCCUCUUCUCCAUGCUCAACCAGAUGGUCCGGAACAUCCUCAGCUACAACCAGUUUCACCCUGACUUCCCCCUACAGUAUGACCAGCUGGAACAGUAUGUACCCCGUUACCUGGUCUACUGUUUGGUGUGGGCGUUCUCCGGGGACUCCAAGAUGAAGUGUCGCUACGACCUGGGGGACUUCAUCCGCAGUGUGACCACCAUCCCUCUCCCCUCUCCCUCCUCCCCCGUCCUCGACUAUGAGGUGACCAUCCAGGGGGAGUGGUCUCUCUGGACUGGCAAGGUCCCCAAGAUCGAGGUGGAGACGCACAACGUCGGGUCACCUGAUGUGGUCGUCCCGACGCUGGACACCGUGCGUCACGAGUCACUCCUCUACACCUGGCUCCAGGAACACAAGCCGAUGGUCCUUUGUGGUCCCCCUGGCUCCGGGAAGACCAUGACUCUCUUCUCUGCUCUCAGAGCGCUGCCUGAUUAUGAGGUUGUGGGGCUCAACUUCUCUAGUGCCACGACCCCAGAGCUGCUCCUGAAGACGUUCGACCAUUACUGCGAGUACCGUCGGACGCCAAACGGGGUGGUCAUGUCUCCCAUCCAACUGGGAAAGUGGGUCGUCCUGUUUUGCGAUGAGAUCAACCUCCCCGACUAUGACAAAUACGGAACGCAGCGAGUGAUCUCUUUUCUGAGACAGAUAGUUGAGCACGGGGGGUUCUACCGCAACUCUGACCAGACGUGGAUCACUCUGCAGAGGAUCCAGUUCGUGGGGGCCUGCAAUCCUCCCACUGACCCAGGCAGGAAGCCCCUAUCUCACAGGUUCCUGCGCCACGUCCCGGUCAUCUACGUGGACUAUCCUGGGUCCCUGUCUCUGAAACAGAUCUAUGGCACCUUCAACAGAGCCAUGCUGAGACUGGUGCCUAAUCUGAGGGCUUACUCUGAGCCUCUCACCGAGGCCAUGGUGGACUUCUACACCAUGUCGCAGGUACUGAAUGUGGCAGUACAUAUGGGGCUAAAUUUAGGACAUUAUAAACGAAACUGCAUUCUUGCACUGGGCCCUAUUGUUUCUUUCUAUCUUUAGUAACAUUUCUAAAUAUAGCCCGCCUUCUCCUACAAUUGCUAUUCCACCCGUCGUUAUAUAGCAGACAGUGUCACAUUUUCUUUCCCUAUCACUAAGUACGGUAGUACUUAGUGAUAGGGAUGACACAGGUUGUCCUGCAUUAUGCCCAUACAUUUGAGAUUUUCAUGUUUCAUUUUCAUAUUUGUAUAGGAGCGGUUUACCCAGGAGAUGCAGCCUCACUACAUAUACUCUCCUCGUGAGAUGACUCGCUGGGUGAAGGGAAUCUACGAGGCUCUAAAACCGCUCGAGACGCUGUCCAUCGAGGGUCUCGUGCGGGUUUGGGCACACGAGGCCCUGCGGCUGUUCCAGGACAGGCUCAUCUACGACGAGGAGAGGAUGUGGACCGACGAGAAUAUCGACAUGGUGGCCAUGAAACACUUCCCCAACAUCGACAAACAGGCCACCCUAGCGAGGCCCAUCCUGUACAGUAACUGGCUCACCAAGGACUACCUGCCAGUCAACCAGGAAGAACUGAGAGACUACGUCCAGGCCAGACUCAAGGUCUUCUACGAGGAAGAACUGGACGUUCCUCUCGUCCUCUUCGACGAGGUCUUGGACCACGUGCUCAGGAUUGACCGGAUAUUCAAACAGUCUCAGGGUCAUCUGUUGCUCAUAGGUGUCAGUGGUGCCGGGAAGACCACUCUCUCCAGAUUCGUGGCUUGGAUCAAUGGGCUCUCUGUCUUCCAAGUCAAGGUCCACAGGAAGUACACGGCCGUGGACUUUGACGACGACCUCCGGAACGUUCUCCGUCGCUCCGGCUGCAAGGGGGAGAAGAUUGUGUUUGUCAUGGACGAGUCAAACGUCCUCGACUCUUCCUUCUUGGAGAGAAUGAACACCCUCCUGGCCAAUGGAGAGGUGCCGGGGCUGUUUGAAGGUGAUGAGUACACCACUCUGAUGACACAGUGUAAGGAGGGGUCUCAGAGGGAGGGCCUCAUGUUGGACUCAGCAGAGGAACUGUACAAGUGGUUCACACAGCAGGUAAUGAGGAACCUUCACGUGGUGUUCACGAUGAACCCUUCUUCUGAGGGACUAAAGGACAGAGCCGCCACCUCACCUGCUCUCUUCAACAGGUGUGUGUUGAACUGGUUUGGAGACUGGUCCACUGGAGCCCUCUACCAAGUCGGCUACGAGUUCACCAACAGAGUCGACCUCGACAGAUCUGAUUACAUGGCCCCAGACAUGGUGCCCCUGGCGUACCCCGACCUCCCGAGACCUCCCUCACACCGACAGGCGUGUGUCAACGCCUUUGUCUACGUCCACCAGACGCUGCACCAGGCCAACGCCCGUCUGGCCAAGAGGGGCGGAGCCACCAUGACCCUCACUCCUCGCCACUACCUCGACUUCAUCAGCCACUAUGUGAAGUUGUACAAUGAGAAGCGUAGUGACCUAGAAGAGCAGCAACUCCACCUGAACGUUGGCCUCCAGAAGAUCAGGGAGACGGUGGACCAGGUGGAGGAGCUCCAGGCCUCUCUCUCGAUCAAGAAGAACGAACUCGAGCAGAAGAACGCGCUGGCCAACCAGAAACUGAAGCAGAUGGUGAAGGACCAGCAGGAGGCAGAGAAGAAGAAAGUCGUGUCGCAAGAGAUCCAGGAGAUGUUGGGCGUACAGAACAAGGACAUUGCCAAGAAAAAGAAGACCGUUCUCGGUGACCUGUCGAAGGUGGAGCCUGCCGUCAAACAGGCCCAGCAAGCUGUGAAGUCGAUAAAGAGGCAGCAUCUGGUAGAGAUGAGGACUCUGGCCAACCCUCCCAAGAUGAUCAAGAUGGCCAUGGAGUCCAUCUGUCUCCUCAUCGGGGAGCCCGCCAGCGACUGGAAGGCCAUUCGCAGCGUCCUCCUACGAGACAAUUUCAUCACCACCAUCAUCAACUUCUCAACCGACAGCAUCUCGGACACAGUGAGGGACAAGAUGCAGAGGGACUACAUCAGUGACCCGAUGUACACCUUCGAGAGCGCCAACCACGCCAGCAAGGCCUGUGGGCCUCUGGUACUGUGGGCUAUUGCUCAGGUAAACAACCAUCCUAUCAACUGGGCCUGUGGGCCUCUGGUACUGUGGGCUAUUGCUCAGGUAAACAACCAUCCUAUCAACUGGUACUGUAAACAACCAUCCUAUCAACUGGGCCUGUGGGCCUCUGGUACUGUGGGCUAUAUUGCUCAGGUAAACAACCAUCCUAUCAACUGGGCCUGUGGGCUCUGGUACAGUGGGGCUAUUGCUCAGUUGAGCUAUGCAGACAUGCUGCUGAGGGUGGACCCUCUGCGUAGAGAACUGAGUGCCCUGGAGACGAAGGCCCACAACACCAAGGUGAAGGGAGAGGAGAUGACAAAGAUCGUCCAGGAGCUUGAGCAGAGCAUCACUCGCUACAAGGAGGAGUAUGCUAUGCUCAUCAGUGAAGCCAACGCCAUCAAGGCUGACUUGGCCACUGUGGAAGCAAAGGUUGAGAGAAGCAAGGCCCUGCUGGCCAGCCUGGCAGACGAGAAGGAACGCUGGGAGGCCGGCAGCGAAACGUUCAAGAGUCAGAUGUCCACCAUUUCCGGGGACGUUCUCCUGACCUCCGCCUUCAUGGCCUAUGGAGGUUACUUUGACCAGCAGUUCCGGUCCAGUCUGUUCACGUCCUGGGCCUCUCAUCUCCAGCAGGCCCACAUCAACUUCAGACCUGACCUCGCCCGAGUAGAGUAUCUCUCGAACGCAGACGACCGCCUCAAAUGGCAGGCGAAUGCUCUCCCCACGGACGACCUGUGUACCGAGAACGCCAUCAUGAUAAAGAGGUUCAACAGAUACCCUCUCAUCGUAGACCCAUCCGGACAGGCCACGGAGUUCAUCAUGAAUGAGUACAGGGACAGGAAGAUCACUAGAACCAGGUGCGCCACUGGUAGUUACCGUUUUGGCACGAAACAGCCAGACUUUGUGUGCGCCCAGCGCUCAGUUCAACCUUUUUCUGGACGAUGCCUUCCGGAAGAAUCUCGAGAGUGCUCUGCGAUUUGGGAUCCUCUUCUUGUGCAGGAUGUCGAGAGCUACGACCCAAUCCUGAACCCAGUGUUGAACAGAGAAGUCCGUCGUACUGGUGGGCGUGUCCUCAUCACCCUUGGCGACCAGGACAUUGAUCUCUCCCCUUCUUUCACCAUCUUCCUCUCCACUAGAGACCCUUCUCGAGCGGCCAUCUUGUCUUCUCCUGUCCAGGUGGAGUUCCCUCCUGACCUGUGCUCUCGAGUGACGUUUGUCAACUUCACUGUCACUCGUGGCAGUCUACAGAGCCAGUGUCUCAACCAGGUCCUCAAGGCCGAGCGACCGGACGUGGACGCCAAGAGAUCAGACCUCCUCAGCUACAAGGUCUGUUAUAUAUGUAUAUGUAUGUACCUCUGCCAAGGGGAAUUUCAUCUGCGUCUGAGACACUUGGAGCAAUCCCUGCUGCAAGCUCUCAAUGAGGUCAAGGGUCGUAUCCUAGACGAUGACAGGAUAAUUGGUCAGCUGGAGAACCUGAAAGAAGGAAGCUGCAGACAUCCAGAAGAAGGUGGAGGAGACAGACGUCAUAAUGGCGGAGGUGGAGCGGGUCUCCCAGCAGUAUCUCCCUCUCUCAACCUCCUGCUCCUCCCUCUACUUCACCCUCGACACACUCAAUCAGGUUUGCUCCAUUUAGAACUGUGGGGUGGGCUCUAUUUGGAAUUGAUGUGGGUUCACUUCCUGUACCAGUUCAGCCUCAAGUUCUUCCUUAACAUAUUCCAAGUGGUCCUCUCUCAGAACCCCAACCUGAAGAGGAUCACCGACUACUCGCAGAGACUGAACACCAUCACCACCGACAUGUUCCAGGUACACACACGUCGUGGGUUAACUGGCAUUUCCAAUACUGACUUGAACAUAGAGCAUAAGCAAAUUGGUGAUGUGGGG
Molecule: messenger RNA, 12593 nt
Organism: Geodia barretti
Lineage: Eukaryota; Metazoa; Porifera; Demospongiae; Tetractinellida; Geodiidae
Source: the annotation of a GenBank genome assembly